AUGGGUGAGAUUGGUGUCAUGGAUGUUACUGAGGCCAAAGGCGGUAUUAAAGCCAGUUCCAACUCUAGUCCGCCUCCGCCGCCGGCAAAUACGGUGGAGGUCCCGAUGAAGCAGACUGCGGCGGGUCCGGCUGCGGCGCAGCAGAAGGUGACGCCGCCGCGUCGGAAGUCUAACGAAGGGAUGUCUGGGUCGUCUGGUCAGAAGAUGACGCCGGCUACGCAGACGUCGGCUUCGAGUGGGAACCGAGCGAUAGACCCUGGGAUGUUUAUACACCCGCAGCGAGGGACUUUAGUGGAGCGGUACCACCGAGAACGGAAGUUGGGCAGUGGUGCAUACGGAGAGGUAUGGCUCUGUCGGGACCGACAGACGAAUGCGGAGCGUGCGAUCAAGUUUAUAAAAAAAUCGUCAGUUUCGCCAGGUGCUGGGGGGUCUCUGCUGGAUGAAGUGGAGGUGGUCAAAAGUCUAGACCAUCCGAACAUUAUGAAAUUAUACGAGUUCUUUGGCGACAAAAAGUAUUACUAUUUGGUUAUGGAGUGCUACAAAGGCGGUGAAUUAUUUGACGAAAUUAUAAACCGACAAAAGUUUGGGGAAGCAGAUGCCGCUAACAUACUGCGACAGGUUCUAUCGGGCGUAACAUAUCUGCACAGGCAUCAUAUCGUGCAUCGGGAUUUGAAGCCGGAAAAUCUGCUGCUCGAAUCGAAGUCAAAAGAUGCUCAGAUCAAGAUUGUCGAUUUUGGCCUAUCCAGCCAUUUUGACCCAUCACGAAAGCUCAUGGACCGACUGGGUACUGCUUACUAUAUUGCUCCUGAAGUACUUCGCAAAAAGUAUGAUGAGAAGUGCGACGUCUGGUCAUGCGGCGUUAUCCUCUACAUCCUACUUUGCGGCUACCCGCCUUUUGGCGGCGCUAGCGACCAGGAAAUUCUGAGAAGAGUCGAGAAGGGCAAGUUCUCUUUCGACCCUGCCGAGUGGAGCCAAAUUUCGUCAGACGUGAAGGAGCUUAUUCGUCAAAUGCUCGAAUACGAUCCCGCAAAACGUAUUUCCGCUGAGGAGGCACUCGGGCAUAGAUGGAUCCGCAAAUGGACAACGGAGUCGAAAACUACAUCCAACGAUCCCCCCGGACUCUUCAAUGCCCUCAGCAAUAUGCGGAAGUUCAGAGCGAGCCAGAAACUCGCCUCAGCAGCCCUGCUCUUUAUGGGCAGUAAACUCACCACCAUGGAAGAGACCAAGGAACUGCUCCGGAUCUUCCAGCAACUGGAUACGAAUGAUGACGGCCAGCUAGAUCGCCAGGAACUCAUAGCGGGAUAUAGAGAACUCAUGAAACUUAAAAAGGGCUCGGAUGAGGAACUCGAAAACCUCAGCGACGAACAAAUCGAAGAGGAGGUCGACAACAUUCUCGCUUCCGUCGACUUUGACAAAAACGGAUACAUCGAGUACUCGGAAUUCGUCACUGUGGCCAUGGACAAAAAGGUCCUCUUGUCCAAAGGCCGACUGCGUGCAGCCUUCAACCUUUUCGAUGUGGAUGGCUCGGGAACUAUUGCCGCUGACGAGCUGAAGCGCAUCCUCGUGGACGUCGACGACCAACAGUGGGCGCAGAUCAUAGGUGAAGUCGACACUAACGGCGACGGGGAGGUGGACUUUGACGAAUUUGUCGCCAUGAUGCAAAAGCUUGUUUAA
This is a messenger RNA of Gregarina niphandrodes, 1674 nucleotides long. RefSeq names its product calcium/calmodulin-dependent protein kinase. The record is from RefSeq and is a predicted model, not a curated record. Gene Ontology annotation, molecular function: calcium/calmodulin-dependent protein kinase activity; calcium-dependent protein serine/threonine kinase activity; calcium ion binding. Gene Ontology annotation, cellular component: nucleus; cytoplasm. Lineage: Eukaryota; Apicomplexa; Conoidasida; Eugregarinorida; Gregarinidae. The coding region runs from base 1 to 1674 and encodes 557 amino acids. Gene Ontology annotation, biological process: intracellular signal transduction; peptidyl-serine phosphorylation; protein autophosphorylation. The transcript is spliced from 2 exons.